Enterobius vermicularis (human pinworm) is the source of this 759-nucleotide messenger RNA. The record is from the annotation of a GenBank genome assembly. Lineage: Eukaryota; Metazoa; Nematoda; Chromadorea; Rhabditida; Oxyuridae.
AUGACCUACGAAGUCGCAUUUGGUGGUUCUGUAUAUAUGAUUGUUCUGAACUGUGGGAUCUUACGACACUGGAGUUUGGCUUUCCUUUUACCGGACUUAUUCAAAGGCACACGACUCCUCUACUUCUUAUCAUUGACGCUUCCUCAUGCCCCAGUUUCAUGGGUUCCCUCUGGGAAGGUCGGUGAGAAAAGUGGCCCGCCUUGCUCAUCAGCUUCCUAUUACUUAGCUGAUGUACAACGUAAUCUUGUUACUAUUUGCAUUGGUCAGUCUUCUCUGAGUGGUGAAGCCGCAUUAUUAGCUUUUUUCACGUUUUAUUAUGUGUUCGUUCACAUAAUGGAUUAUGCAGACCUGGUUUCUCCAUUACAAAAUUCAAGAGGUGAAGAAGGAACACGUAUUUUGCCUGAGCCUAUAAUGUCGCGAAUUCCAGGGGAAUCUACAGAUGGCAUAAUAAGAUGUUUAGAAAACCUUCGUGAACACAGGAGAAAGCGAGAACAAGAUUUGGCAGCUUUAAAGUCUGAACGACAGUUGCAUGUCGAACAGUUGGAGCGUAUCAGACUGAGACUUGAAUCAAUUGAGCGCGACAUUUCUGAAGAGACGGAAAGGCUUGAGCAUAUAACUUCAGCAAUACAGAAAGCAGAAUCUACUUAUGGAAAGUUAAGGGAGUCCUCACAAAGCCUGCUGGAUUUUCUGAAAAAAGAAUGCCAGGAACUCAGGGAGUCUUCGCGCUCAAAUCGGACUAGUAGAGGUUCUUAUGAGUAG